Molecule: messenger RNA, 232 nt
Organism: Pelobates cultripes (western spadefoot toad)
Lineage: Eukaryota; Metazoa; Chordata; Amphibia; Anura; Pelobatidae
Source: the annotation of a GenBank genome assembly
UCCAGAGGCCUUCUUCAAAGAUUUUAUCUGCAGCUCUGCUCCCAGCGCAGAACCUACGCCAGCGAUCUUGAAAAAUCCCAAGAAGAACUCUCUGAAAGCUGUUAGCCAACAGAGAGGUUCACUGCAAGAACCAUGGAUAACAAUUACCUUUAUUCCAACCAAGGAGGGGCUUAUUCAUGCCAUCUUCCACCUGGAUAUGGACAUUAUCAAGAAUAUGUGCAAGAUAUCACUG